AUGUCGACGAGCAGCAGCAGCUUCCAGGAAACCAGCGACACCUUCAACCGCACGACGACCGCCAUCACGACCGGCUGGAUCGUCGGCAUCGUCGUGAUCGCGCUGUCGUCUAUAGCCGCCUUAUUCCUCCUAGUCUUUUUCCUUCGGCGACGCAACAGUAGAAGACAGCAGCAGCAGAAGGAGAUGGCGAACGCGACUCCGGCGUACGGGAAUCCGCAGUACGGCUGGCAAGCCCCCGGAGCAGGGUUCGCGCAACAGCAGCAGCCGUACGAAGCGCCGAACACGCCAGCGAAGAAUUAUCCGCGGUACGAGGCUGACUCCGUUGCGCGGAAUGAAGCCGACGGGAAUCCGAGGAAUGAGGCCGACUCGAACCCAAGGAGCGAGCUUUCGGCGGUCUAG
Messenger RNA from Hypoxylon fragiforme, 399 nucleotides. RefSeq lists its product as uncharacterized. The record is from RefSeq and is a predicted model, not a curated record. Lineage: Eukaryota; Fungi; Ascomycota; Sordariomycetes; Xylariales; Hypoxylaceae. The transcript has a single exon. Bases 1 to 399 code for a protein of 132 amino acids.